Messenger RNA from Solenopsis invicta (red fire ant), 1155 nucleotides. RefSeq names its product caltractin. Lineage: Eukaryota; Metazoa; Arthropoda; Insecta; Hymenoptera; Formicidae. Gene Ontology annotation, cellular component: myosin II complex. The transcript is spliced from 3 exons. The coding region runs from base 356 to 859 and encodes 167 amino acids. The record is from RefSeq and is a predicted model, not a curated record. Gene Ontology annotation, molecular function: calcium ion binding.
CAACCACAGUUGGGUACGUUCAGACAAUAAUAGUGUGGUUAUACUUUGUAUAUGUUCUGUGGUUAUAGUUAUUGAACGUAAUUGUAUACUGUUGUAAAUGUGUUCAAAUGUUUAACAUGACAAUUGACAGUUAUUGACAGUUUGACACUUUAUUUUAUCCUACCGAAUAUGCUUAGUCUCGUGCCUUAAGCUGCUUUCCGUAUUGUUCUGUGUUUAUACGCAAUCGGUAGUGUGCCCGGUGAAAAUAAGUCAGAAAAUAACUCACUGCGACAUUAUCUAGAAAGAGUUCGAAGUGCUUGAUCUGUGGACAGAAAAUAACUUUCUAAAAUUGUUGUAAUCGAGAAUUCACAACUCAAUGGCAUCCACAUCUAAGAGACAAAGUGCACACAAGAAGAAUACAAUAAAAGUUGAUUUAACCGAGGGACAGAAGGCUGACAUAAAAGAAGCAUUUGAUCUGUUUGAUCCAGAUGGUACUGGAAAAAUUGCUACCAAGGACCUUAAAGUUGCUUUUAGAGCCAUGGGGUUUGAACCAACUCAGAAAGAAAUACAGGCACUCCUAGCAGAUGUUGCACCAGAAUGUCCUAACCAGUUAUCUUACGAAGAAUUCAUGAAAGUAAUGUUAAUCAAAAUGUCGGAGGAAGAAGGUCAAAAUGAAAUAUUAAGGGCAUUCCGUCUUUUUGACGAUGAUAAAACAGGGAAAAUAUCCUUUGAAAAUUUGAAAAGGGUUGCUAUUGAAUUGGAAGAGAACUUGACCGACGAGGAACUAUUAGAUAUGAUCAACCAGGUGGAUGAAGAUGGCGAUGGACAAAUAUCACUAGAAGAAUUUGUGAAACUUUUUAAGAGUAUGUCAUGUCCUUAGUUUGUAAUUGAGUUCAUAUAUAUUAAGCUAAAAUCACAUAUCUAUAUCAAAUUAAUGUGGAGUCAUAAAAACAUUUUUAAAUCAACUUUUAAAGUUACUAACUAAUAAUGUUUAUAUUGUAUUUAUAUAUUCUAAAUGUGUAUACGUUUUUGUAUAUUCUAAAGACUGAUAUUCUGAUACGAUUAUCUUUUGGUACAUUUGUCAAAGAUAUUUUUUGUAAACACAUGAAUAUAGAUGUUUAAUCUGUCAUGAGUGUGUAAAAAUAAAUAAAAUUUUAUGUUUAUUGCUUAAAAAAA